AUGGAGUUCACCUACGAACCCGAACUUACACAGCCGGGGCCAGCCACCAGCUCCACCACCACGGAUGGCUGGAAAGGAUACGAGCUGAUCAACGAACAUGUUCGUCACGAUCUGGGUUUCAUCUCCGAUCGCAUGUUCGUCCCCUUUAGUGGAGCUGUCUUGGCGUACGCCGUACUGACUAGAGAUGAGUUCAAUUCGGGGGAACUUGCAGACAUUAUUCUUCGAUGA
Penicillium maclennaniae is the source of this 228-nucleotide messenger RNA. RefSeq lists its product as uncharacterized. The record is from RefSeq and is a predicted model, not a curated record. Lineage: Eukaryota; Fungi; Ascomycota; Eurotiomycetes; Eurotiales; Aspergillaceae. The coding region runs from base 1 to 228 and encodes 75 amino acids. The transcript is spliced from 2 exons.